Sclerotinia borealis F-4128 is the source of this 2079-nucleotide messenger RNA. Lineage: Eukaryota; Fungi; Ascomycota; Leotiomycetes; Helotiales; Sclerotiniaceae. The record is from the annotation of a GenBank genome assembly.
AUGGCUACAAUUGCCUUACCACGACCUAUCCCACCGGGACACACCAGAUCAUCUUCAUCAUCACAUCCACAUCCCUUAACUUCCACUAUAAGCCUCGAUCAUAUCAAUACAUCAGCUGCAUUUCCAAUUCCUAUCCCAAAUAAACAUCUGCCAGUGUGUCCGACAGGUCCAGCACCUUCCGAGAAACCAGAUACCCCUCCUCACUCUCCACCGACCAAAGAACUUUCCUUGUCCCAACGUUCACUUUUAUAUCCACCAGUCAAUUAUAACUCUUAUUAUGUUGACUCUUCCAUCAUAUAUGAAAUUGAUGCGGCCGGUGUAGCGGCUGCUUUGAAACAUUUGGCAGGACAACCUCUACCCGAUCCAUCUCAGGUCUUUCCAUGGUACCAUGGUCUGCAUCCUUGCAAUCUCAUGCAACAAACAUUUUUUAUACAACGGCGGCGACACUUACUAAGAACACCGAAAUGCAUUCGAGGUAUAACAAUUGUAAAGGCCGGUGGAGAUUUGACAUGUUCGAGACUGAAAGGUGCAAUCACUCCUGAUGAAUUCUUGGAAUUUGGAACGACGACAGAGUUUCAAGAUAUUAAUCCGAAAGAAGGUUUCUCGGUACGAAACUUUCAAAUCCAAGUAGCGAAAUCUGCCAUGGUAUCGGAUAUAAUUGUCUAUGGAGACGAUUUCCCCCUUGUCAAGAAAUUGGCCAGGGAAAUUGCUGCUGCACAACAAAUUGUUCGUGAGACUCAUGUCAAUCAACGACAUGAAUUGUCUCAGUACAAUACUUUUAUAUGUACAAGCCCUUUUGUUGAAUUCGAGAAAAAACAUCCACAAAUUGUUUCGGUCGAUUCUCAGGCUCGAUGGACUGGCGAAGUCAUGGAUUUCUUCCAUCAAGAGAGAGUGGAGAUGUGCGCUAUGACCAAAGCUUCCGAGAUUCAUCAUAAUGUUUGGUUGGGUCCGACCCCAGAUGGACUUUUAGACGAUCCAGCUUCUUUGCAAGGACAAUUCGAUAUUCUUAUCGAAUGUAAUGAUUCAGGUCAAAUACAACCCUGGGACUUACAAGAUAUUGCGGAGGGUAGAACGGACAAAUGGCAAUUAGGAUUUCCGUCUUCUGGUAUGAUUCAACCCUCGUCCUGGGAAUAUGAAGAAACCGAUGGGAUUCUUGAAACGUGCAAAUGGAUAUACAAUCUUGCUCACGGAAUCUUACCGAGGGAUCAAGACGGUGAUACUCCUAGGAUCAUCAAGACAAUGGAAAGAAAGGUCUUGAUUCAUUGUACUGAUGGCUACACCGAAUCCACUCUCCUCGGUCUUACAUACUUCGCCUAUGCCACAGGUCUCUCUGUCCCUAAAGCCUGGCUUGAUUUGCAUAUGUCAAAGAAACGCAAUUUCUUCGCUUACCCGAGCGACGUCACUUUUCUCACAACAAUUGCACCCCGACUUCUUUCCGAAUCGCCUGUUAAUCAAGGUAAAAACUUAGCGGAUUCCACCAAAUUAGCUAGAGAGCAACCAAAAUGGAUAAAAGCUAUGGAUGGAAGUCUACCUUCUAGAGUCACUGAUUACAUGUAUCUCGGGAACCUUGGACAUGUCAACAACCCGGAUCUUCUACGGCAUCUGGGCAUCAAACAAGUUUUGAGUGUGGGAGAAACAGCAACUUGGAAGGAUGGUGAGAUGGAUAAAUGGGGAAAGGAUAACGUGAUGGUAAUACAAAGAGUGCAAGAUAACGGAGUAGAUCCAUUAACCGAAGAAUUCGGACGAUGUUUGGAUUUUAUUGAAAGAGGCAAACUUAACAGCACCGCAACAUUAGUCCAUUGUCGCGUGGGCGUUUCUAGAAGCGCAACCAUCUGCAUAGCGGAAAUCAUGCGCACAAUGCAUCUAUCAUUUCCACGAGCAUAUUGUUUUGUGAGAGCCAGAAGAUUAAACGUCAUUAUCCAACCCCAUUUGAGGUUCACUUACGAGCUUCUAAAAUGGGAAGAGAAACUCAAGAUGAGAGAGGGGAGGUUUGGAGGUAAGGGAUGGGGGAGGGAAUUGGAGUGGGCGGAUAUUGCGAGGGAGAUUGCGGAGAUGAAUAGACCGUACAGUGCUAGAUGA